AUGCUGCAUCAAUCAAACCUAUGGAAGGCCAAAACUGAAAUCAAGUGCGUCAAAGAUCCAGCUGGAUGGUACCUUGCCCUUGAGUUUCAUGAGGGCAACCUGAUCACCAUUCGCGUCACUCAAAGUGAUAGGCGCCAGGAUGCUUUCAUGCAGGGUUUGAUUGAACAAAUCAUCGGAAAUGGCCCUCCUGGUGAUGACUCUGGAAUUGAUGAUCUUGGCUUGAUUGAUGGAUUUCGGAUGCGCAUCUCCCUUGAAAACCCUGCUCCUCUCCUCAAUGCCCGUAACUCAUUCCAGCGCAAAGUAAUUGUUGGUGUUCUUGACUCUGAAGAAGAAGCGACUGAGGAGAAUCUACUUUCCAUCUUGCAGGCAGUCCAGCGCUGGCUCCAAAAGCCAGAGAACAAUCGCUUUGGUACUCGAGUUUUCAUCAGGGAGCCUGGCUGGAACUUGACCCCCCCUGAGCCUCUUCCUUUGCGCAAGAUUGACCAUGUCUUGCAGUACAAUGAGAUAGUUCGACUCAUUGGAGGUCUCUUUGAUAAUGUGGAUAGCACCUGGUAUCCCAACAAUGUUGAAGCAGCUUCCUUGUUUUUCACGGAAGGUCAUAUUCCUUUUGAGGCUGGAGGGCAGGCAGCUGCUGCAAAUAAUAACCCCUGA
Molecule: messenger RNA, 651 nt
Organism: Seminavis robusta
Lineage: Eukaryota; Bacillariophyta; Bacillariophyceae; Naviculales; Naviculaceae
Source: the annotation of a GenBank genome assembly